This is a messenger RNA of Myxozyma melibiosi, 2363 nucleotides long. Its product is annotated as putative pantothenate transporter. Gene Ontology annotation, biological process: transmembrane transport. The record is from RefSeq and is a predicted model, not a curated record. Bases 474 to 2207 code for a protein of 577 amino acids. The transcript has 2 exons. Lineage: Eukaryota; Fungi; Ascomycota; Lipomycetes; Lipomycetales; Lipomycetaceae. Gene Ontology annotation, molecular function: transmembrane transporter activity. Gene Ontology annotation, cellular component: membrane.
CUUAUGAUCUUAUACAAUUGCAUCCAACAUAUCUUAUCGCGGCGAGGACAAAUGCUGGCUCUUGGAAGCAGCCCAAGCAAUCGCGUACAGAGACUCGAGAGGCAAGCCCGCGGUGCGGUCGACUGCUAGUUUCUUGGCACCCGACCGCCUACUUCCUCAACAGGACCUGCCUGACUCAAUAAUCCAUGGCAUCCUCAGUGCCUGUCACCCUCACCGUACUUUUCUUUUUCCUCAUCUGCUGCGUCGCGUCGUGUCUGCCGCUGUGGAUCUUUGCCUGUUUUACUGCGCGAGUCAACCGUCCAUGUCGACCGGCUUCUGUCGUCUUGUUAUCGCGUACCCCAUCUUGACUCUCUGCCCUGGUUCGAUAGCGUGCUGUCUUAUCUCUUCGCAUACCCGUUCUCGACUGUUAUAUUAAACCCGUCUAUCCCCCUCUGCGCCUGUCACCUACUCUCUACGCUGCAACCCUGGAGACAAUGGAGCACAUGGAGAAGCGCUCGACGCGCUACGCAAAGACGUUCAAGAAAAUCGUCAGCUACGACCGCGCAGACGAGGCGGUGCGCUACGAUAUUCUCUGCUCGCUCACGCGCGAGGAGAAGAAGGAGAGAUUUGAGUCUCUUGUCGACGACGGCGAGCAUGUGUACACGCCGUCUAGGUUCAUGAGGUUUUGCGGCCAGUUCUGGGAUACCUUCUUGAAGCAGCCAAAGGAGCGGACGUAUGUCCAGAAGCUGGACUUGAAUAUCCUGAUCUACUGUCUACUGUCGUUCUUCAUCAAGACGCUCGACAACUCAAACAUCUCGAACGCGUACGUCUCCGGCAUGAAAGAAGACCUCAACCUCUACGGCCAAGAGCGAAACCUCUUCACCACCACCUUCAACAUCGGCUCGAUCGUCGGCCAAGUUCCGUCGCAGUUUGUGCUCAACCACGUCCGGCCCUCGAUCUACAUCCCCACCUGCGAAUUCGUCUGGUCCGGCCUCGUGAUGGUCAUGGCCGCCGCCAAGGGUCCUGGGUUGAUCUACGGCAUCAGAUUCGUGCUCGGUCUGCUCGAGUCCUGCGCGUACCCUGGCUUCGCGCUCGUCCUGGGCUCGUGGUACAGACCCGACGAACUCGCGAAGCGCAUGACGCUCUACGAUGCCGCGUGGGCGAUCGCGUCUAUGUUUUCCGGAUACAUCCAGGCAGGCGUGUACUCGUCCAUGAACGGACUCGCGGGCCUCGCGGGCUGGCGAUGGCUAUUUAUCAUCGACGGUUUGAUCGGGUUCCCGAUCGCACUCCUGGGAUACUGGUCUGUCGCCGACUUCCCGAUCAACAGCCGCGCGCGCUGGCUCUCGCAGCUCGAGAAGGACUACAGCGUGGUGCGGAUGGAAGAAGUCGGCCGCAAGCCGCCAAAGAAACUUACCUGGCGCCGGUUCAAAAACAUCAUGUCUUCCUGGCGUCCGUACGGGUUCGUGUGGCCCUGGAUCCUGUUCUCGGUCUGCGACACCACGUCCUACUUCAACCUGUGGCUGUCCGACGUCGGCAUCUACUCCGUCGAGCAAGUCAACCUGAUCCCGACCGGCGGCUACGCACUCGGCCUCGUCAGCGGCUACACCUACGCCAACCUCUCCGACCGCGCCGGCACGCGCUGGCCGUUCCUCAUGUUCGCCGUCUUCUGCUGCUUCCUCGGUAACCUCAUCCUCGCGAUCUGGUACGUGCCCACCGGCCUCAAGUUCUUCGCCUUCCUCUGCCCAAACAUCGGCUACCCGCUCUGGGGCCUCAUGCUCUCCUGGGGCGCCGAGGCCUUCCAGGACGACACCGAGAUCCGCGGCCUCGCGCCCGCAAUGGGGUCUACCCUCGCGUCCGCGAUCCAGGCGUGGCUGCCGCUGCUGCUGUUCCCGACCCCGAAAGCGCCGCAUUAUCCGGUGGGAUAUAAGGUCACCACCGGUUUGGUCGGCGUCGAGGCCGUCGGCGUGCUGCAUUUCCUGUGGCAGACCAAGCGCGAGGCGCGUCGCAAGGGCAAGGUGAUCAACAAGUUUGGCCUCGCGGUCGCGGCGGAGGAUUAUAAGGGGCUCACGAGGGAUUCGGCGGAGGAGCUGGAUCUCGGAUCGGUGGAGAAGAUCGGGAUUGUGGACGAGACGGAGCAGCAGCGGAAGAGGAGUUAUGAGGUUGGCGCGGAAUUGAAGAAGGAGAUGGCGAUUGUUAAUGAGAAGGAGGUUGAUCCUGAUGAGAAGUGAUUUUGCUUGUGAUCUUUUAAUAGUUUUGAAGUAAUUUGAGAUAGGAAUGGGAAUGCUCAGCGACAUAACUAAUACUGUUACGUAGAAAGUAAGUGAGCGAGGGAUUAUCAUCGUUGCAGUUCGGUUUCAGUUGAUUCUGCGACGGGCACGGGGCGG